AGUUCAGUGCUAAUAUUCUUUACAGGAAAUUCCUGUAAAGGAAACAGGCUUGCUCACCCUUUCAACUAAACCCAACCACAAACCUCAUCUGAUCGUGUAGAUGAGAAGAGACGAGUUUUAGAUGUUUCAUGCAUUUCCUCUAUUCAUAAAAGUACCUUUCUGAAUGCAAAGAGGUAUAGUAGAACUCUCUGAAAAUGGAUAUUCUCAGAUGUUCUUCAGCUACAAAAGCGGGCAGUCACUGAAAUAAGGACAUGAAAUUCCUUCCUCUUUUUUUGUGUCUUAAGAGCAGGAAGUAAAGAAAUAAAGAGGAUUCUCCAGCGAGAGCUCUGAAUUACAAUGCCUUUUACUCUUGCAACAGAACAUACUUAUUGAAGCAAUGAAAGGACCAAGGGAGAAAGAUGCUUUAUUUGUGCUGGAUAUUUCUUUGGCUUGUCUCAAGAGAGAGAAUUAAUGGAUUUAAUAUUUCAGAUUGCUCCACCAAAAAACUCAUUUGGACAUAUCAUGCAACGAGUGAGGAGGAAUUUAUCUUAUUUUGUGAUUUGCCAGAGCUACAGAAAUCCCAUUUCUUCCGGAGAAGUCAGCUAUCACCAACCCAAGUCCCUGAACUUGUGCCCUGCCGUGGCAGUAAGGACUUAUCCAAUGUCCAAUGGUACCUACAACCUCAAAAUGGAGAUCCACUACGGGAAAUUACUAGAGACCAUCCUUCCAUCAAGAGUGCCCUUCAUUUUUCCACCAUACAGAUGAACGAUGCUGGGUCGUAUAUUUGUAGACCCAGGAUUAGAAGCCCCCAGGAUGAUGCCUGUUGUAUCAAGAUGGUCUUAGAAGUCAAGCCCAAGAAAAAUACAUCCUUUCCAUGCUUUGAACAUAAGCAUAAGCAAUUCCUUCUUCUUGGUAGCAUUGAUCCAAUUUAUUGCCCCAGUCUCCACUGCCAGAGUGAUACACAGUGUCCAGAAGUGACCUGGUACCAGAAUGGAAAACUACUCUCUGAAAAAAGAGGCAACCCAUUACGAAUCGGUGAAGUUUAUAACUAUCACAGGGGCACAUACGUAUGCGAUUACAAUCAGUCGUAUAACACGAGUUCGUGGAUUGUCAGAGCCGUUGUUCAAGUAGAAACCAUUGUGAAAAACACUAAUUUCAAGCCAGAUAUUUUGGAACCCGACAAGGACACACUCGAAGUAGAACUUGGAAAACCCUUAACUCUUAACUGCAAAGUACGAUUUGGCUUCGAAAAGGACCUCAAACCAGUGGUGAGAUGGUACAUUAAAGACACAGACCAGAGACAGGAAGUUCCUGCACCUGAGGGGAACAGUAGUACAUCCAUGUUGAAGGAUGGAGUCAUUCAGCAUAUUCUCUCUCUGAAAGAAGUUACUCAGAGGGAUCUUCAAAGGAAGUUCAUUUGCUUUGCCAAGAACUCAGUCGGAAGUACUACCCGGUCCAUCCAACUGAAAAAAAAGAAAGGAGUGGUUUUCAUAUACAUACUGCUUGGCACCAUCAUGACCCUGGCGGGCAUGCUGCUGGUGAGUGCUCUCCUCUACACGUACUGGAUCGAAAUCGUGCUGCUGUACCGAACCUAUCAGAGCAAGGAUGAGACGCUUGGGGAUAAAAAGGAAUAUGAUGCUUUUGUGUCCUAUGCGAAAUUGAGUUCCUUGGAGAGUGAGGUCACUUCAUCUCUGAGUGAGGAAAACUUGGCUUUGAAUCUGCUUCCUGAGGUUUUGGAAAACAAAUAUGGAUACACCUUGUGUUUGCUUGAAAGAGAUGUGACCCCAGGAGGAGUGUAUGCAGAAGACAUUGUAAGUAUUAUUAAGAAAAGUAGAAGAGGAAUAUUUAUCUUGAGCCCCAACUACGUCAAUGGACCCAGCGUCUUUGAACUGCAAGCAGCAGUGAACCUUGCCUUGGAUGAUCAAACACUGAAACUAAUUUUAAUUAAGUUCUGUUCCUUCAAAGAGCCAGCAUCUCUACCUCAUCUUGUGAAAAAAGCUCUCGGUGUUUUGCCCACCAUCACCUGGAGAGGUUUAAAGUCGGUUCCUCCCAAUUCCAGGUUCUGGACGCAAGUGCGCUAUCACAUGCCUGUGAAAAACUCUAAAAGACUCACAUGGAAUCAUCUCAGAAUUAUUUCAAGGAUAUUUUCACUAGAAAGGACUCAGUAAGUCAGAACCACUAGGAGGAGCUCCCAGCCUAGAGAAUGGUGACAAUGGGCCCUUGAAGACCUCCCCUUCAGUCCUGGGUGAGAAGAGGAGUAGAGAUGUUGAUGGACAGAACCCACGGCAUUGAUUGGGCUGAUACAAAAUUGAACUAGUCUUCUGCCAGCCCCAAGCAAGCUUGUCAGGCUCUGGAAGAAGAUUAAGGCUGCAGUUUAGAGCCUUUGGUUUUCUGGACAGAGAGAGGGCAAGUUCUUCAGAACCUUGCACCCAUUCAACACACAUCCCCUCACAUGGUCCCAGUGGUCUGAGCAGAAUCAGCAGGUACAGCCACUUUUGCUUUGUGAACUGUCAUGUCUACUAUGUACUGUACAUAUAACUUUAUGUACAUUUUUAAUAAAAUAAAUAUUAUUUUAUGUCCCCAAGUAUCACAAAUAGUUUGCUCUCGGCUAUUAACUGAAAGGUUGGGGGGUUC
Messenger RNA from Trichechus manatus latirostris (Florida manatee), 2613 nucleotides. RefSeq names its product interleukin 18 receptor accessory protein (gene IL18RAP). Gene Ontology annotation, molecular function: interleukin-18 receptor activity; interleukin-1 receptor activity. The transcript is spliced from 12 exons. Gene Ontology annotation, biological process: interleukin-18-mediated signaling pathway. The record is from RefSeq and is a predicted model, not a curated record. Bases 399 to 2147 code for a protein of 582 amino acids. Lineage: Eukaryota; Metazoa; Chordata; Mammalia; Sirenia; Trichechidae.